This is a messenger RNA of Dictyostelium discoideum AX4, 3630 nucleotides long. RefSeq lists its product as hypothetical. Lineage: Eukaryota; Evosea; Eumycetozoa; Dictyosteliales; Dictyosteliaceae. The record is from RefSeq and is a predicted model, not a curated record. Bases 1 to 3630 code for a protein of 1209 amino acids. The transcript is spliced from 2 exons.
AUGAUUGGUCCAUUUAUGAAAAUCAUGAUGAGAUUUUUCUUGAGGACAAGAGAAAAAAAAAUUUUAAAUAAUUAUAAUAAUAAUAAUAAUAAUAAUAAUAAGGAAGAAAAAGUAGAAAAAGAAGAAAAAAAAGAGGAGGAACAAGUAUGUGGUAAAGAAAAAGAAUCAAUUGAAGAAAUAUUAUUUUGGAAAGUUUAUAGAAAUAAAUACUUGAAUAGAAAGAUUUAUGGAAUUAUUAAAACUGAAAGUUAUUGUUUAUCAAAAAAUAUCUAUGAUAUUAGAACUAGUAAUAGUGUUGACAUUGAUUUAAUUGAAUCAGUUGAAUGGAUGGUUCAAAAUAAACAUUUUGGUUUAUUAAAAUAUAAACUUGAAAAUAAGAAAGGAGAAACAAAACAUAUUAAAAUCAUAAAAAAAACACCACAGGUUUUCUUUCAAUCAUUUAAUAAUGCCACUCCAAUAGAAAUUGAAACCUUAAAAGAAUGUUUGGAAAUUUUAAUGACAAAGUAUACAAUUGAAUUCCAAACCUGUGAUCUAAUUGAUGCAACUUCCAAAGCCAAUAGUGUAAUUCCCUUUAAGAUUUUAACAUCUUCUCCUUACAAUUUGCCAAUGUAUAACUACACAGUUGAAAAUGCCCUAACUAAUUGUGAUUUAAAAUAUUACAAAGAACUGAUCCAAGUUAUUGGUGAUGUUAGUGCCUGUAUCAAUGUCAGCGGCGGUGAAGAAGAAGUAGAUUUCAAAAAUAUUAAAUUACCAGAGAAUAUUAGAGUAAUUACAUUGGAAUUAAUUUUAAAAAAUAUUUCAUAUCAAAAUGAAUUAUUAAAAUUUAUUUUACAAUUUGCAAAUUUAUUUUCAAUAGAAUUAAUAUCAACCUUAGAACUCCCACAAAUGUUAGUAGGGAAUAUUGAAUUUGAAACAAAAGUGAAAAUGUUAGAUUAUGGUUUAUUCGAAAAAAAAAGUGUUAAAAAGAUUCAACCAGAAUUCAAACAAUCAUUUUAUCAAUUAUUAUUUUGUUUUAAAACUCAAUAUAGAGGUAAAGGUCCAUUUGAUUGUGGUAAAGUUUUUAUACCAGAUGAAAUAAAUGAAAAGAUAAAUGAAAUAAUUAAAGAUAAUAAAAAUUUAAAAGAACUUCAAAAAUUAGUAAUUAUUGAAACAAAAUCAAUUCAUUACUUUUACUCAAAUUAUAUGAUAGAAUAUGGUGAAACAAUUGAAGAGUAUCAUAUCAAACAUGAUGGUUGUAGUUGGACCAAUAAUUUAAAAUCAAAAAUUAAUGAUGAUAAAAUUCUAUUUUUUAUUAAUUAUUUAUCAUUAUUCAAUUGGUGUUGUGAAGAGGAAUUUGAAACAAUUGAUUUUAAUCAAGUUUCUUAUAAUUCUUUAUUAUCAUCAAUUAUGACUUUACAAUAUAAUGAAAAUUAUAUAUUAAUUGAUAGUUUUGAAACAAUUGAUUGGAUUUCAAAUGGUGCAAUUGGACCGUUUAGUUUAAGAUUUAUUUCAAAAUUUCAAGAUAGAUUCGUUUUUAGUUCAGCUGAAAUUGCGAAGAGCGUUAUUGAAAAAUGUUGUAAUGAAAAGUCAAUUCUAUCAAUUCUAUCAAUUAAAAAUAGAAUUUUUUAUUCUGCAAUUUUAAUUUGCAAUGAUGAUUUAUUUGAAUUGGCGAAUUCAUUAGAAUUAGGAAUAACUAAAUUGGGAAAUGAUUUUAAAUUACCAGAAAAUUAUUGUUUUACAAUUGAUCAAUUAGGAUCAUUAUCAAGAUUUAUUAAAGAAGGAAAAUAUGUUUGCCAUUUUAAUUUUUUAUUAAGUUUUAUUGAAUCAAUUUGGAGAUCAAAUGCAACUUCAAUUCAAGAAGUAAUAGAUAAAGUAGAUUUUAAAUUUCUUCCAAUUACUUUUAUAACAAAUAGUUUUUUUAAUUAUAAAAAUGAACAUAGAAAAGCAACUUUGUUUCUAAGAUUAAUUCAAAUCAUUGAUUUUGAAACCCCAUUCACUGAUGGAAACUUACGAUCAGAUAGAAUAAUUUAUCAAAAUAAUAUACCAUACCUAUUCAAUGUCCAUAGUCAAUUGAUUGAAAAUUAUAUUUCAAUAAUUACAGAAAUAGUUGAUAUUGUUAGUGGUUUAAAACAACUAAGAUCGAAACAAGGUGUUACUGAGUAUAAAUUAGCUAAUAUGACAACUAUUUUCAAAUCAAUUUUAGAAUACAUGUAUGAUUUAUUUUUAAGUAUUAGUAAUAUUGAAAUUAAACAACUUAAUUUUGUACACAAUUAUAUCGUUUCAAAUGGUAUACAUAUUGAAAAUACAUUAUAUCGGUGUUAUUUUUAUUUAUAUCAUAGAUCAACUAAAUUGACAAAGUAUGUUAUGUCUAGACCUGGAAUACUUGAAGUUAUUAAAUUAGUAAAUAAUAGAAACAGAGUUUAUGAUUGUAAUAUUAAUUAUGGGCCAAAUGGAGUUUACGAUAUUAAAAAUUGGUUAAAUACAAAAGUUUUCACAUUUAAAUAUUUAUUUAAACAAGAUAAUUCAUUAGAAAAGAUUUAUUUUGAUUUAAUUGAGCAUUUAUCACUUAAACAACAUCAAUCAGAACCAUUGAAAUUAUCUGAAAAUAUUUUCAAUGAUUUAAAUUUCUUUUUAGAAAUUAAUAGAGUUGAUCUUUUUUAUCAAUUUUAUAAUAAACUCUCAAAUGAUUCGAAAUAUGAUAAGAUUUGGUUUAACAUUGAACCAACACUUUUAAAUUCAAUUUGUUUAAAAUUGAAUUUACAAGAGUUUAUUCAAAUCGUUGAAUUCAUUUGUUCACCACUUGAAAAGAAUAAAAGAAUGAUUUUACUUCAAAGAUUAUUAAAUUGUUGUUUACUAUCACAUAGAUUUGAUUUUAUUGAUUAUUUAGUUGAACAAUUUUCAAUUCAAAUCACUGGUAUAAAUUUCUUUUUUAUAAAAAAAAGAACAAAACAACAAAAAGAAAACUAUGAUUUUUAUCGUGAAGCAAAAUAUAUGCUAGAAAAUCAUUUUGAUAAAAUUACUCAUCCAGAGAUACACAAAAUCCAAGAACAAAAUUUAAAAAUUAAAAUUAUUAAAGAAACAUUUUUAAUUCAAUUUUAUUGUUAUCUUAGAAAAGUACGUGAUAUUCAUUCUUUUUUAGAAGCUCCAACUGAAAAUAAAAUUCAAAUAAUAGGUUGUUACUUAAAGAAAGAUUAUAGAAUCAUGUUUCAAGAAAUACCAAUUAGUACUUAUAAUUAUCAAUAUGAAGCACUCUUUGUUGAUUUUAAAAAUUCUUUUAAUGGUCAAGAUAUAAUAGAAGAUUAUAUUAAUUCAAUUUUCAAUGAAUAUCAAAAAAUUGGAAUUAAAUCAUCUGAAACUUAUUACUUUCGUGUGGAUAAUAUUUUUAAUGAAGCAUUCAAAAGAGGCGAUAUUAAAUUAUGUAAUUUAAUAGCAAAAAGUUACCCAAAAAAAUUCAAAAUUUUAAAAAAGGCUUGUUCAGUUGCAAUUCAAAAAAAUCGUUUACACGUUAUUAAUUAUUUCUUAGAUCCAGACAAUUGUAAAGAUUUAAUAGCUAGUUUUGAAAAUGACAAUUAUUUAACAAAUCAUUUAAAUCUAGAAUUAAAAAAUUAUAAAAUUAUAAAUUUAAAUAAUAAAAUAAAAUCAAAUAAUUAA